GCCUGUAACGCCACGACGGCGACGAGAGGGAAGGAUAACGUCAUUCACGCCACACCCUAACCCCACCGCUUUCAUCCUCAUCAACCAUGCCUACGGGGCCACCCGAAGCCAACGUGGUCGAAUGUGACGGUGCCGGAAGCGACGAUGCGGCGUUCGCCAAGAGAGGCUGCUGUUUCAGGAUGCCGUGCUUGGGAUACAAUUCGUCUCUGUCUUCGUCCGCACAUGGAUCCAUGUGGUGGGAGAGGAUGCGGAGCCCCGAGAGCAAGGAUCACUGGUGGAGUCGUGGGUGGAAGAAAUUGCGAGAAUGGUCCGAGAUCGUCGCUGGACCUAAAUGGAAGACCUUCAUCCGCCGCUUCAAUAAAGGGAAGUCUGGUGGAUAUACAAAGCAAGGCUCGUUCCGGUACGAUGCAUCUAGUUACGCCCUUAACUUUGACGAAGGCCAGGACGGUGAAGAAGAUUACUACGUCAACAAUUUCUCGACCAGGUAUGCGUCGAUCCCAGCGUCGGCGAAGUCGUCGAUGGACCUCGGCAAGGACGGGCCCGCAUUCGCGUGAGGAGGGUUUUGGAUUUUGGGAGAUUGAGUUCUUGCGUGAAGGGUCCGAGGUUGGAGCUUUUUUCGGACCGGAGCCAAUGGAGGUGGAUCCAGGGUGUUUACGUUCCUUCAGGCUCCUGUGGUCUCUUCUAUUUUCACAAGGUUUUUUUUUCCCCCCCUUCCCAAUU
Molecule: messenger RNA, 720 nt
Organism: Neltuma alba
Lineage: Eukaryota; Viridiplantae; Streptophyta; Magnoliopsida; Fabales; Fabaceae
Exons: 1
Coding region: 87-554 (155 amino acids)
Source: RefSeq, a predicted model, not a curated record